Molecule: messenger RNA, 1983 nt
Organism: Hippocampus comes (tiger tail seahorse)
Lineage: Eukaryota; Metazoa; Chordata; Actinopteri; Syngnathiformes; Syngnathidae
Gene: pdia6
Product: protein disulfide isomerase family A, member 6
Exons: 13
Coding region: 105-1442 (445 amino acids)
Biological process (GO): response to endoplasmic reticulum stress
Cellular component (GO): endoplasmic reticulum lumen
Molecular function (GO): protein-disulfide reductase activity; protein disulfide isomerase activity
Source: RefSeq, a predicted model, not a curated record
GGUGAAUCUCCUCCAUUGACUUUAUUUCAGGCAGCUGAAUCAAGAGGGAGGUAGCCUUCGUGGUGUUUGCAAGUACCGGAGGAGACGCAGACGCUGCUAAAAUAAUGAAAUCGUUACUUUCUGGAGUGUUGCUGUGCUGCUCGCUGCUUGUUCGUGUGGAAGCCUUUUAUUCCCCCAGCGACGAUGUGGUCAUACUGACCCCGUCCAACUUCAACAGAGAGGUGAUCCAGAGCGACAAUCUGUGGCUGAUCGAGUUCUACGCUCCCUGGUGCGGCCAUUGUCAAAGGUUGACGCCAGACUGGAAGAAGGCAGCGACAGCCCUCAAAGGUAUUGUCAAGGUUGGUGCCGUAGAUGCAGAUGAACACAAGUCUUUAGGAAGCCAAUAUGGCAUCUCCGGCUUCCCCACGAUCAAGAUCUUUGGCGCCAACAAGAACAAACCCGAACAAUAUCAAGGUGGACGAACUAGCCAGGCCAUCGUGGAUGGAGCCAUGAAUGCCCUGCGCGCUCUGGUCAAAGAACGACUAAGUGGCAGUUCUGGCAGCUCGGGUUACAGCAAACAGAGUGGCGGUGGGAGUGACGGUGGCAGUAAAAAGGAUGUGGUGGAGCUCACUGAUGACAACUUCGACAAGAUGGUGCUGGACAGUGACGACGUGUGGUUGGUGGAGUUCUUUGCUCCCUGGUGUGGACACUGCAAGAACCUGGAGCCUGAGUGGGCAGCCGCCGCUUCGGCUGUGAAGGAGCAGACGAAAGGCAAAGUUCGCCUGGGAGCUGUGGAUGCAACUGUACAUCAAGCUGUGUCCAGCCGCUAUGGGAUCCGAGGUUUUCCCACCAUCAAGAUUUUCCGCAAAGGGGAGGAGCCCGAGGACUACCAGGGGGGACGCUCCAGCGGCGACAUCAUCGCGAGGGCCUUGGAUCUGUUUUCUGAUAAUGCCCCUGCUCCUGAACUGCUGGAGAUUAUUGACGAAGAUGUCCUGAAGAGGACUUGUGAGGACAGUCAGCUGUGUAUCAUUGGUAUCCUGCCACAUAUCCUGGACACAGGCGCCUCUGGUCGAAACGGCUACCUGGAUGUGAUGGCGAAGAUGGCCGACAAGUACAAAAAGAAGAUGUGGGGCUGGCUGUGGGCCGAGGCCGGCAGUCAGAUGGAGCUGGAGGCCUCGCUGGGCAUCGGCGGCUUCGGCUACCCCGCCAUGGCCGCCAUCAACACGCGCAAGAUGAAAUUCGCCCUGCUCAAAGGCUCCUUCAGUGACACCGGGAUUCACGACUUCCUCAGGGAGCUUUCUGUUGGACGAGGUUCGACCGCCACGUUGACAGGAGGUGUCCUACCCCAAAUUCACUCGGUUGAACCGUGGGAUGGAAAAGAUGGACAGCUUCCCGAGGAAGAGGAAUACGACCUGAGCGACGUUGAGCUGGAUGAUGACUUUGACAAAAAGAUUGAGUUAUGAAGCUCAGAAUCAAAACAAAAGGCGGCUCAGAUUUGAUCCCGGCUGGUAUACGUCGGAUGCAGUCUGGUCCCAGUGCGUGCCACCUCCCCUUCUCCUGUGGAAGAAUGGAAGGCCAGGUUGGUCGCAGUCACUGAAAUACUCCUGGGGGGGUGGGGGGGGGGUGAUGCCUGCAAUUUUUUUUUUUUUUUUUAUUGUCAAGUCACAAAUACACAUUCGGGGGAGGGGUCAAUGACUGGCGUACCUUCUGAAAGUUGCAGUCCAGCAUGUUCAAAAGAAGACGGGCAGUGUUUUAUCAUUGAUUCUUCUCCUGUUUUUAAAUGUGACUCGUCGCAUUCAACAUCAAACCCCCUCAUGCGACAUCAUAUCUUUUUCUUUUUACCUGGUUUUCCAAUCCAGUGAAGAAUGUUAGUGGGUUUAGGAUGAAGGGGCUGGGGGGGUUGGGAGGGGAGGGAGGGCAGACAUCUUGUGUAGAUUUUUCUUACACAAACUUUAUUUCAAUUGUGUGAAAACAUUUGUUACAAUAAUAAACCAUGAAAAAACA